CUGAACGUGGCUGAAGGUGGAAGGAAACCAACGGAUGCCUCCUGUGUUGCAGGACGUGAGCCGCACAGCUGCGCCCACUGCCUGGGAAUCGAUGUCGCGACACAGCUUGGAGAGCUCCGAGAGGGAAGAGUUUCCAGCCACGCAAUGCUAUGGAGCCAUGGAUGCCAUGGACGGCGAUUUCCUGGAUUCAGAUGCACCAGGUGCACUUGAAUCCUUCAAUGCGACUCAGGCCUAUGAUUUCGAAAGUCAUGAGAGUGACAACAUCUUGGCAACGCAGGUCUAUUUGGACGACAUCGAUGCCGGUGCAGAUACACUCCAAUACAGCGACAUGAGCGUUCUUCAGAAUGAGACAGGAGUUGACGAUUCUGAUCCUCCAGAAAUCUUGAAUGAGGCUGAGCUGAUGGCAACGCAGGCAUAUGCAGAAGAUGACCUGGUCCAGGCUGAGGAUGCCGAGGAUGAGAGCAAUGAAAAGGAGGCCGGGCAAUCUAUGCGAGCCAAAGCUUCUGAGGCAAUUCCUUUUGCAGGACCUCGAGAACCUUGUGACAUGCCACCGCCAAUGGUGCCAGAUCGCAAAAGAAAGAGAGAUGAACCAAGCGAAGCAAACUGCGAAACAAAGCUCAGUUUGCCGGACCAGAACCUCCGGACAGCUGUAGCAACUCCUGUAAGGAGUCCAAGGCCAGCAUCACAUGAGGUUCUUCAUGUGGAGGACUCACCUCUCAAACCUGAAAGGACAGGUCCCAAGAGACGACGCUUGUAUGGCAAACAGCCACCGCCCUUUCCAAAUCCAUUUUUGCCCCCUCCACGCCUACCGGGCCGAGUGGGCCUACUGGGCCUGCCAGAAGUAGAAGUGAAAGGGAGGCAAGUGAAGGCAGCGAAGGCCUCAAGGGCGAGAAAAGCCACAAGUCGAAAGAGGCAGAAAGUUUACUUUGCAGUCACUGGAUUUGUCUUGGACAGAGUCAAACGUGACAAGCUUGAAAAGAUCCCUGGUGUGGUGGUUUUGGACGAAUGGUCUUCAAAGGUUACACAUGUCAUUGCCAAAGGCUUUCGACGGACAACCAAGCUCAUGUGUGCCGUGUGCGCCGGCCUUCAUAUUGUGGUUCCAGAGUUCAUUGAUAAGUGCAUUAAAGCAGGAGAUGUGAUAGAUGAGGAGGCAUUCCUGCUGCGAGAUGAAAUUUCUGAGGCUACCUUUGCAGAAAAGCAUCAGUUACCGAUCUACUCACUGCAGACAGCUGUACAACAGGCUCGCAUUGAGGGAGCUUUGCUACGCAACAAGUCUGUGUAUUGGAUAGAUGGCAGUGCUGCAGAGAGGGAGGAGCUAAGGCUCCUAGUAGAGGCAGCUGGUGGCCGAUGGCUGAAGAGGAAACCACGAAAGCCACCUGCAGCGGAGGCAGUGGUGGCCACAGCUCCAAAGUCGCUGUGGCUUGGAAAGGAUUUUGAUCCUGAGUUGCUGAGAGAAGCUGCGUGCACUCAGGUGCUGCGCUGGGAGACCUAUAGGUUGUGAAUCAUACAAAGUACUUGUAUCAAUCAAGUGAUCUGAUGUGAUCUGAUUUGAUGUGAUUUCAUGAUCUUGGGAAUGGCUGUGAAACGUUGUGAAUUGCAAUUCAGAAAGGCUGUCAAUUAGCUGUGUGUCCAGCUGUGGGGUGAAGCCUUAGAAGGCGAUGACUCGAUUCGCCGGUGAUCAAAA
This is a messenger RNA of Cladocopium goreaui, 1684 nucleotides long. The record is from the annotation of a GenBank genome assembly. Lineage: Eukaryota; Dinophyceae; Suessiales; Symbiodiniaceae.